CGCUUUUAAUGCUCGUCCACUUCCUCUCGGCGUGACACGCAGGAAGGACGCCCGAGCGGACACUCUGAGCACGGCCUGGAGAGGACUGCGGCUCUCCCGAGAGUCAGAGUGCCAAGGAUGAUCUCAGGUCUCUCCAUAGCUGUGAUUCUCCUUCUUGUGAGAGACAUCUGGUCCUCCUGCAGCUGCUCAACGUCGCCAUCGUCAGGUGUGAGUGUGAACUGCAGCUCUCAGGGUCUGAACACAAUUCCCGAUUUCCCAUCAGACACCACGGAGCUUUAUCUACAGCACAACAUCCUGCUCACGGUUCCUCCAGGGUUCUUCGACUCGUUUCUGAUGCUUCGUGUGGUGGAUCUGUCUGAGAAUCCCUUCCACUGUGGCUGUAACAUCCGGUACCUGAGAGCCUGGCUCCUGAAGAACCGAGAAGUGAACACGGUGCCUCCUAGGUGUUCCACGCCGUCUUCUCGGGCGCACAGAGCCAUCACCGGCCUGAGCGAGACCGAGUUCUUGUCCUGCGUGAGGAAGCGCUGCUUCACUGCAGGGUAUAACCUGGCAUUAGCGCUCCUGCUGUGUGGAGUCCUGGGCUUGCUGCUGUGGAGCCUCCUCCUGGCCAAAGGUCUUUCGUUCACUCUGGGCAUCGGAGAGAAGCAUGGCGGCCUGCGGGCCGAGUCCCUGCGCUCGCUCAAACCCAAACACAGAGCCAAGGUGAAGAACGUCACGCAGUGGAGCGAGGAUCUGGAGACGCCGCUGCUGGACAUGGACAUCCUGCCGCAGAUCAUCGACACGCUGCACAAACACCACAACAUCAAGAUUAAAGAGACCUGAUCCACACGCCUGUGUUCUGACCAGCUGGACGAGUCACGACUCUGACGUCUGACCGGAGUGUAAACACUGGAGUGGAUUGACCAACGCUUUCUUUAUGGAGCUUUUCUUUUUCUUAACUGAAACUGAACUUUUGUUAGAGAAAACUUUGAGAAGUUGCUUCAAAUUUUGACUCAAAUUUGUAAAAUCCAGUUCCUGAAUCUCAACACCUGAAGAGCUUUAAACUCAACUAAUUUACUCCAUUUACAUAGAAUUCAGACAGUCCUAAUAUGAACUUUAUUACAAUAAAAAAAUUACUUUAUUUAAAUUACCUUACUCUAACUUUAAAUUAAGGUAUUUUUUUUUUCAUAUUUCAGUCACUAAACAUCUAUUUCACUUCUUUAAUGGGUUUCCUUUGUUUGUUUUUUAAAUAUUGUAUUUUAUCUUAUUUAAUUCCUUUUAUAUUUUAACUCCUUUUUAUCAGUUAUUUUUUUGCCUCUCAUCAGUUUUUUUUUUUUUUUACAAAACAAAAAUAAUGAACUUGUUUUAAUUUUCCUGAAUAAUUUAUAUUUUCACUAAAAUAUUUAUAUACUAUAUUUUCAAAAAAUAAAGACACUUCAGUAUGAGUUUCUGUCAUCAGCGCAUUUAAUGCACUUUUAAACAUUUUACGAAUCUCUGGUCAGAUGAAGGAAUGAUGUUUGAAUUAUUGGGAGAAUUUAUUUAUAAAAUCAGUUUUGUUUUGUUUCCCUUCCCCCCCUCACGUCAGUGACCAUAAUAAAUGCACAGGGUCAGUCUGGUCCCGAUCCUCCUCCAGCUUUAUUGAUAGUUUAAAAUUACAUUUUAUGUUUUUAUAGGACUUCAGCUGCAUCUUUCCCUUCUGACUUAAAAACAGAUUACAAGCAAAAUGAUUUUUUACAGUAGUCCAAGUGAUAGUGUACAAAAAUAAUAUUUGAUUUCUG
Messenger RNA from Hemibagrus wyckioides, 1757 nucleotides. It is a transcript of the gene gp9, whose product is annotated as glycoprotein IX platelet. NCBI's taxonomy places the organism in Eukaryota, Metazoa, Chordata, Actinopteri, Siluriformes, Bagridae. The record is from RefSeq and is a predicted model, not a curated record. The coding region runs from base 118 to 822 and encodes 234 amino acids. The transcript is spliced from 2 exons.